GCCGAGCACGACGGCCUUCGGUCCCCUCUACUUCACCCACCACAACAGGGGAAAAAAUCCCCACGCCGCCGCCGCCGCCACCUCGCCGCGGCGCACCCGGAUGUAGUAACUUGCCGCCACCACUACCAGCCACCCGCCAACCACUGCCACGAUGGAGGCCUCACCCUCCUCCGCGCUCCCGUGGUGGCUCGCCGCCACUAGCGCCGCCUCCUGCUCCCCGCCGCGGGACUCCUCGGUCUCGUCCAGCCUCGCUUUCCUCUUCCUCUCCCCGUGCCCGCAGCGCGCGCUCGUGGCCGCCCUCGACCUCCUCUUCCUCCUCGCCGCGCUCGCCCUCGCCCUCCGCGCCCGCCUCUCCCGCAGUGGCGGCGUCGGCCCCGACCGCCGCGCGCGGGAGCCACUCCUCGACAAAUCCGACGGCGCCGCGCCCCCUCCCGCGCGCCGCGGGAGGGGGAACUUCCGGCACGGGCUCGCGCUCGGGGUCUCCGCCGUGCAGGCGGCGGCAGCCGUCGUGCUGCUCGUCCUCGCGCUCCUGCGGCUCCGCGGGAGGACGGCGUGGCUCGCGGCCGAGUGCGCCUUCCUCGCCGCGCACGCCGUCGCGCACAUCGCGGCCGCGGGGGUCGUCGCAGCGGAGAGGAAGCCUGGGGCGGCGGCGCUGGUGGUACACCCUCUGCACCUCCGGCUGUUCUGGCUCGGCACCGCGGCUUUCGCCGCGCUCUUCUCCGGGUGCGCGGCCGCGCGGUACGCCGCCGGGGACCCGCUCCUCCCCGACGACCCGCUCGCGUUCGCGUGGCUGGCGCUCUCGCUCCCGCUGCUGUAUUUCUCGGUCACCGGCUCCACUGGCCUUGGUGCCGGUGGUGGCCAUGCCGCCGAGGCAGAGGUGACGUACGCCACGGCGUCGUGGCUCUCGCUCGCCACGUUCGGAUGGAUCGGCCCGCUCAUCAACAAGGGCUACAGGGCGACGCUCGCGCCCGACCAAGUCCCGCCAGUGGCGCCGGCUGACAGCGCCGAGGCGGCGUACGCGCUCUUCGCCUCCAACUGGCCCGCGCCGGCGCCAGGGGAGUCCAAGCCCAAGCGCCCGGUGCUUACCGCGCUGCUGCGCUCCUUCUGGCCGCAGUUCCUUCUCACCGCUGUGCUUGGCCUGGCGCACCUCUCCGUCCUCUACAUCGGCCCGUCGCUCGUCGACAGGUUCGUCAAGUUCGUGCGCCGCGGCGGGGAGCCCAUGGAGGGGCUGCAGCUGGUCGCCAUCCUGCUUGUUGGCAAGGCGGCCGAGACGCUGGCGUCGCACCACUACGAGUUCCAGGGGCAGAAGCUGGGGAUGCGCAUCAACGCUGCGCUGCUCGCCGUCGUGUACCGCAAGUCGCUGAGACUGUCCACGGGCUCCCGCCGCGCUCACGGCGCCGGCGCCAUCAUAAACUACAUGGAGGUGGACGCCCAAGAGGUGGCCAACGUCACGCACCAGCUCCACAAUCUGUGGCUGAUGCCGCUGCAGAUAGCUGUGGCGCUCGCCCUGCUCUACACCCAUCUCGGCCCUGCAGUGCUCACCGCGGUCGCCGCCAUCACCGUGGUCACAGUGGCCGUGGCCUUUGCCAACAAGCUCAAUAUCGAAUACCAGUUCAUGUUCCUAGGCAAGCGCGAUGAGCGCAUGAAGGCCAUCACCGAGCUGCUCAACUACAUCCGCGUGAUCAAGCUGCAGGCGUGGGAGGAGACGUUUGGGGACAAGAUCCGCAAGCUCCGGGAGGAAGAGCUCGGGUGGCUGGCAAAGUCCAUGUACUUCAUGUGUGCCAACACCAUCGUGAUCUGGAGCGGUCCGCUUGCCAUGACCGUGCUUGUGUUUGGUACUUGCGUGCUGACCAGCGUCGAGCUCGACGCUGGAAAGGUCUUUACAGCGACCGCGUUCUUCAAAACGCUCGAUGCACCUAUGCAGAGUUUCCCCGAGGCUAUUGCUGCUGUGACGCAGGCAACCGUGUCCGUUGGCAGGCUUGACAGAUACCUGCUUGAUGCCGAGCUUGAUGACUCGUCAGUGGAGCACGUGGAGGGCACUGGCAUUGGUACAGGUGCUCUGGUCGUGGAGGUGCGUGACGGGAUUUUUGCGUGGGACAUGAGGGGAAAUAAGCAGAGUAAAGAAGGUGAGGACGGUGAUGAAGGUGGUGAAGGCGAGGAUCAGAAAGAUGUGGAGGAAAUACCAGUGUUGGAGACUGUGCUGAAGGGGAUCAAUAUGGAGGUAAGGAGGGGCGAGCUUGUGGCAGUGGUUGGGACAGUAGGGUCCGGCAAGUCAUCGCUGCUUUCUUGCAUAAUGGGGGAGAUGGAGAAGAUCUCUGGCACGGUUAGGGUAUGUGGGAGCACUGCAUAUGUUGCACAGACUGCUUGGAUCCAAAAUGGUACCAUUCAAGAGAAUAUCUUAUUUGGACAACUGAUGUAUGCUGAAAGAUAUACAGAGGUUAUACGGUCUUGCUGCCUGGAAAAAGAUUUGGAAAUGAUGGAAUUUGGGGACCAGACUGAAAUAGGGGAACGGGGAAUCAAUCUCAGUGGUGGGCAGAAACAACGUAUUCAGCUCGCCAGAGCAGUUUAUCAAAAUUGUGAUAUAUAUCUUCUUGAUGAUGUCUUCAGUGCUGUUGAUGCACAUACUGGUUCAAAUAUCUUUAAGGAGUGUCUAAGGGGCACACUUAAAGGAAAGACCAUCAUACUUGUUACACACCAAGUGGAUUUCUUGCAUAAUGUGGACAACAUCUUUGUCAUUAGAGAUGGUAUGAUUGCACAGUCAGGAAAGUAUGAUGAACUACUAGAAGCAGGCUCAGAUUUUGCGGCUCUUGUUUCAGCUCAUGACAGUUCAAUGGAGCUAGUGGAGCAAAGUCGUCAAGUGCAGGAUUCUGAACGUUCUCAGCCAGUUGCAGUAGCUAGAAUCCCUUCUCUACGCUCCAGAUCCAUUGGAAAAGGUGAGAAGAUGGUCGUUGCACCAGAAAUACAAGCCGCCACUUCUAAGAUUAUACAAGAAGAGGAAAGGGAGAGCGGUCAAGUAAGUUGGCAAGUGUACAAACUAUACAUGACAGAGGCUUGGGGCUGGUGGGGAGUUGUGGGAAUGGUUGCAUUCGCAGUUGUUUGGCAGGGUUCUGAUAUGGCUAGUGACUAUUGGCUAUCGUACGAAACAUCAGGCAGCAUUCCAUUUAACCCAUCCUUGUUCAUUGGAGUGUAUGUGGCCAUAGCAGUUUUUUCGAUUGUCCUUCAAGUAAUCAAGACUCUUCUUGAGACGAUUUUGGGACUUCAAACAGCUCAGAUAUUUUUUAAGAAGAUGUUCGACAGCAUUCUGCAUGCCCCUAUGUCAUUUUUUGAUACAACUCCUUCAGGAAGGAUUCUCAGUCGGGCAUCGUCUGACCAAACAGCCAUUGAUGUUGUGCUGGCAUUUUUCAUUGGUCUGACAAUUUCAAUGUACAUUUCAGUAUUGAGCACCAUAAUUGUUACUUGUCAGGUCGCCUGGCCAUCAGUUAUAGCAGUAAUUCCUCUUCUACUAUUGAACAUUUGGUACAGGAAUCGCUAUCUUGCAACCUCUCGGGAGUUAACUCGACUUGAAGGAGUAACAAAGGCACCAGUUAUUGAUCACUUCUCGGAGACUGUUCUUGGUGCCACAACCAUAAGAUGUUUUAAAAAGGACAAAGAAUUUUUCCAGGAGAAUUUAGACAAAAUUAAUUCAAGUUUGCGCAUGUACUUCCACAACUAUGCAGCAAAUGAAUGGCUUGGGUUCCGACUGGAGCUGAUUGGAACUCUUGUAUUAUCAAUAACUGCAUUUCUAAUGAUUAGCCUGCCCAGUAAUUUUAUCAAAAAAGAAUUUGUUGGAAUGUCUCUUUCGUAUGGUCUAUCCCUCAAUUCUCUGGUGUACUUUGCAAUAUCUAUUAGCUGCACGUUGGAAAAUGAUAUGGUUGCUGUGGAGAGGGUAAAUCAGUUCAGCAAUCUUCCUUCUGAGGCAGCAUGGAAAGUAGAAGAUCGUCUUCCUUCUCCGAAUUGGCCCACUCAUGGAGAUAUUGAUAUUAAGAAUCUAAAGGUUAGGUACCGACCCAAUACCCCUUUGAUUCUGAAAGGAAUUAAUAUAAGGAUCAGUGGUGGAGAAAAGAUAGGAGUUGUAGGAAGGACUGGUAGUGGCAAGUCAACUUUGGUCCAAGCAUUGUUCAGGCUCGUCGAGCCAGCAGAGGGGAAAAUUAUCAUUGAUGGGAUAGACAUAUGCACAUUGGGUCUCCAUGAUCUGCGAUCUCGCUUCGGCAUCAUUCCCCAGGAGCCGGUUCUGUUCGAAGGAACAAUUCGAAGCAACAUUGAUCCAAUUGGGCAGUAUUCAGAUGCAGAGAUAUGGCAGGCUCUGGAGCGCUGCCAGCUGAAAGAUGUUGUAGUUUCAAAACCGGAAAAACUUGAUGCUCCAGUGGCUGAUAGUGGAGAGAACUGGAGUGUAGGCCAAAGACAGCUCCUUUGUCUUGGUCGUGUCAUAUUGAAGCAGACUCGAAUCUUAUUUAUGGAUGAGGCAACUGCUUCAGUCGAUUCACAAACUGAUGCUACAAUUCAGAAGAUCACACGACAAGAGUUCUCAUCAUGUACAAUAAUUAGCAUUGCGCACAGAAUACCAACAGUCAUGGACUGUGAUAGGGUUUUGGUGCUGGAUGCAGGUCUGGUAAAAGAAUUCGAUGCACCAUCUAGGUUGCUUGAACAGCCCUCCCUCUUCAGUGCAAUGGUUGAGGAGUAUGCGAAUCGCUCGGCAAACCUAUAACUCUACCCAUGUCAUCUGCUGCGGAGUUUAAGAAAUAAAGAGUCAUUUUGAUAGAUAUAUGUCAUCUGUCGCAAAGGAAAAGGCAGGACGACCUAAGGAGGAGGAUGGCACGGCACGCUGAUCGGCAUAGUUAGUUUGGUUCAGGUUCAGUUGUUGUUGAGAUUUGCUUUGUUAGGCUCGGUUUUAUUAGCGAUGAGUUGUUAGCUUGAGCAUGGGACAAUUGUAAUCAGCCUUGUAUAGUGUAUAUGUGAAGGCUGUGUACUUGGAACACCAAGUCCCAAGAUCUUGCUCACGGAAAGAGACUGGAAUAAGUUGAGGCUUACCAUUUCAGAGACACACGGAGAGCACAUUUUGUUUAAAUGGCAGUGUUACUUUGAGUCACUGUUUGCCUAAACAGCCCUUUAGCA
Messenger RNA from Setaria italica (foxtail millet), 5151 nucleotides. Its product is annotated as ABC transporter C family member 4. Gene Ontology annotation, biological process: transmembrane transport. NCBI's taxonomy places the organism in Eukaryota, Viridiplantae, Streptophyta, Magnoliopsida, Poales, Poaceae. The record is from RefSeq and is a predicted model, not a curated record. Bases 152 to 4744 code for a protein of 1530 amino acids. Gene Ontology annotation, molecular function: ATP binding; ATP hydrolysis activity; ABC-type transporter activity. The transcript is spliced from 11 exons. Gene Ontology annotation, cellular component: vacuolar membrane; plant-type vacuole.